This is a messenger RNA of Fusarium odoratissimum NRRL 54006, 1467 nucleotides long. RefSeq lists its product as uncharacterized. The transcript is spliced from 4 exons. NCBI's taxonomy places the organism in Eukaryota, Fungi, Ascomycota, Sordariomycetes, Hypocreales, Nectriaceae. Bases 1 to 1467 code for a protein of 488 amino acids. Gene Ontology annotation, molecular function: FAD binding. The record is from RefSeq and is a predicted model, not a curated record.
AUGAAGUUUGAAAGUCUCCUCGCUGCUGCGUCCGUUGGAAGGGGUUUUGCCCAGGCUUCUGCGACUUCAACAUGUGUUAAAGCGUGCGACACUGUUGCCAAGCUGUACCCUGAUCAGGUUAUUUCUUCGUCCUCGUCAGCUUUCAAAGACGCCCAGCUUGAAUAUUGGAAUGGUCCUCAAAGGAACACUGCACCGGCCUGUUUCUUUCAGCCAACCAGCGCAAACCAAGUUCAGGCCGCCAUAGAGGAAGUUACAAAAGUCCAAUGUCCUUUUUCCAUCAAAGGCAGCGGACACUCUUCCAACUUCGGUGGUUCGAGCAUCGAAGGCGGAUUCCAGUUUGAUCUUGUUAACAUUGCACAUCAUGACAUUGUGAGCGAUGGCAGAUCCGUGAAGAUCGGACCAGGUAAUCGAUGGGGACCCCUCUUCUCCUUUUUGGAAGAGCAUGGUUUGACAGUUGCUGGUGGGCGCGAUUCUGGUGUUGGCGUGUCUGGUUUCAUAUUCGGCGGCGGUAUAUCUUAUUUGGCGGCUCAGCGUGGAUGGGGGGUGGACCAAUUGAUAUCAACCGACCUAGUGCUGGCGAACGCUCUCCAAGGUGGUGGUGCUCAGAACUUUGGUAUAGUGACAAGCAUGACCUUGAACGCCUUCCAAUUUGGUGGCAUGUGGGGUGGGAUAAAGGUUACCACCGCAGACAACUUUGAACAUGUUUUCAACGCUUAUGACAGGUUUGCGAAAAAGGUACCAGAGGUCGAAAAGGCACACAUGUUCAUGGACUUUGCCAGGGUUAAUGGCACAUUGAUUGUCGCUCAGUACAUGUACUACGCUGAGCCUGUCAAAGACCCCGUGAUCUUUGAUGACUUUCGGCCUAUCCCGGCUGUAAUCGACACUUUACGGCUGGCGAACCACUCGGAGUUUGCUAAGGAGAUGGAGCAAAUUACCGACACCAGAGGGAAACGCAACCUGUACUGGACACGCACAUUCAGCUUCGACAUUCAGUUGCUCAAGUCUAUCUACGACCUCUGGGUCAAGACAAGCGAAUCUUAUGCAGAUCGACUAACGGCUGCCCUGGACGCGCAGCUCAUCUACCCCAAGAUGCGUAAAGGCUCAAGCGCUGGCAACCUUUUUGGACUGGACGACUCCGAUGACGUGCUACAAUUGAUUGUGCUUAGUAUCAUCUGGGAAGAUGAAGCUGACGAUGAGGAAGCCAUCAAGAUUGUUCGAGAGCUUGACGCGGAGAUCGACACACUCAUGAGGCUGCGUGGGAAGCACCGCGAGUUCAAGUAUAUGAACUACGGGCAUACUGAGCAAGAUAUCAUUGCAGGUUACGGUCAGAAAAGUAAAGCGUUCUUGAAAAGGGUUGCUUCGCAGUAUGAUCCAGAUGGUGUGUUUCAGAAACUCCGGCUGGGCGGAUUCAAGAUCGACAACAAUGCAGAUAAUACCCUAGGUCAUGGGAGUCACGAUGAAUUAUAG